This is a messenger RNA of Hirsutella rhossiliensis, 1260 nucleotides long. RefSeq names its product glucanosyltransferase domain-containing protein. Gene Ontology annotation, biological process: fungal-type cell wall (1->3)-beta-D-glucan biosynthetic process. NCBI's taxonomy places the organism in Eukaryota, Fungi, Ascomycota, Sordariomycetes, Hypocreales, Ophiocordycipitaceae. Bases 1 to 1260 code for a protein of 419 amino acids. The transcript is spliced from 4 exons. The record is from RefSeq and is a predicted model, not a curated record. Gene Ontology annotation, cellular component: cytoplasm; fungal-type cell wall. Gene Ontology annotation, molecular function: 1,3-beta-glucanosyltransferase activity.
AUGAUGCAGAGCUCCUUGCUGGCUGCCGUUGCGGGCCUUGCUGCCUCGGUUGCAGCUCUUGAUCCCGUCGAGGCGACCGGCAACAAGUUCUUCAACAAGGAUGGAUCGCAGUUCUUUAUCAAAGGUGUUGCGUACCAGCUCCAGCCACAAGAUCCCCUCGUCGACACCCAACAGUGCAAGCUGGACGCCAAUCUCAUGAAGGACCUCGGCGCCAAUACGAUCCGCGUCUACCAUGUCGAUGCCGACGCCGACCAUGACGGCUGCAUGAAGGCCCUGGCAGACGCCGGCAUUUACCUCCUCGUCGACCUCGACACUUUUGGCACCUACAUCGAGCCGGUGACACUUUCCUGGAAUGACACCCAGUACGACGAGUAUGCCAAGGUCAUGGACACCUUCCACAAAUACGACAACGUUUUAGGCUUCUUCGUUGGCAACGAAAAUAUCGCCACCAAGGACGCCUCGCCUGCCGCCCCCUUGCUCAAGGCCGCCGCGCGUGACAUGAAGGCCUAUCGGGACAGCAAGGGUUACCGCAAAAUCCCCGUCGGCUACUCUGCCGCCGACAUCAAGGAGCUUCGUCCCAUGCUUCAAGACUACCUGACGUGCGGCGACAACUCGUCCGAGAUUGUCGACUUCUUUGGCCUCAACUCGUACUCUUGGUGUGACCCCAGCACGUACGAAGAGUCGACGUACAACCAGCUUCAAGAGUAUGCCAAGGGCUUCCCCGUCCCCAUCUUCUUCACCGAGACGGGCUGCAACGUGCCAGGUCCUCGAAGGUGGGACGACAUGGACGCCAUUUUCAGCAAGCCCAUGGUGAAUGACUGGAGCGGCGCUAUUGUCUACGAGUGGAUCCAGGAGCAGAACAACUACGGCAUCAUCACGUACGGGUCUCACGGCAUGCCCACCCCUAGGAGCCCCGACUUUGACAACCUCAAGUCCAAGUGGGCCGGCUCCCAUCCCUCUGGCGUCAGCAAGGCCGACUACGAUGCCAAGGCCGUGUCGACGCGCCCGUGUCCGACGUCAACGCCUGGUGGCUGGUGGCAGGUGGAUGGCAACGUCAAGCUGCCCACCCUGGGCGACCGCCACCCCGGACCCAGUUCCACGGUGGAUGCCAGCGCAAGUGAGAGUCAGAAGAAGCCAGUCGAGACGGCGACUCGCAUGGGCGACGACAACAGUGGCAACGCAGCUUUGGCUGACCAACGGAUUGCUGCCAUUGGGGCGGGCCUGGCGGCAACGGUGCUCUUUGUCGCACUGAUUCUGUAG